Trichoderma virens Gv29-8 is the source of this 3318-nucleotide messenger RNA. RefSeq lists its product as uncharacterized. Gene Ontology annotation, molecular function: catalytic activity; FAD binding; zinc ion binding. Lineage: Eukaryota; Fungi; Ascomycota; Sordariomycetes; Hypocreales; Hypocreaceae. The transcript is spliced from 5 exons. Gene Ontology annotation, biological process: regulation of DNA-templated transcription. The coding region runs from base 1 to 3318 and encodes 1105 amino acids. Gene Ontology annotation, cellular component: mitochondrion. The record is from RefSeq and is a predicted model, not a curated record.
AUGGUGACACGAUCGAGACUUGUGCGAGUGCUGCAAUCGCCCAGCCGGCGAAUGGGCGCAAUUGGCGGUGCUAGAAUUUUGCCGUGCCAUGCAAUUGCGCCUGCUCGAUGCUUUGCGACUUCGGUCCCAAGAUUGCUGUCUCAAUCACAGGCAGUCCAGCACCUGGCCAAGCUCACAUCUGAAACGUACCCGGGCCUUACGAGAGACGCCAAAUAUGCGUCACUGACGGCGGAGGAUGUCGCUUACUUCAAAAACCUGCUGGGAGGCGAGCAGGCCGUGAUUGAUGGCUCCCGCGCUGGUUCGGAGGAUGAUCUCAAGCCCUUCAAUGAGGAUUGGAUGCACAAGUACCGCGGCCAGAGCCGACUCGUGCUCAAGCCGGGAUCGACCGAGGAGGUCAGCCAGAUUCUCAGGUACUGCAACGACAGGAAGCUGGCGGUGGUGCCACAGGGUGGUAACACCGGCCUUGUUGGGGGCUCGGUGCCUAUUUUCGACGAAAUCAUCAUCAACAUGAGCCGUAUGAAUCAGAUCCAUUCCUUCGACGAGGUCAGCGGCUCACUUGUGUUGGAUGCUGGAUGCAUCUUGGAGGUCGCCGAUCAGUACCUCGCUGAAAGGGGAUACAUCUUUCCCCUCGACUUAGGAGCUAAGGGAUCGUGCCAUGUGGGCGGUACUGUUGCCACCAAUGCUGGAGGCCUGAGACUGUUGCGCUACGGAAGUUUGCAUGGAAAUGUGCUGGGCAUGGAGGCCGUGCUGCCAGACGGCACCGUCAUGAACGAUUUGUGUGCUCUGCGCAAGAACAACACGGGUUACGACUUGAAGCAGCUGUUUAUCGGUGGCGAGGGAACCAUUGGCAUCAUCACCAAGCUGGUCAUCCAGUGUCCGCAGCGCUCGGCUGCCGUCAAUGUGGCUUACUUUGGCCUGGAGUCCUAUGAGAAGGCGCAGCUUGCCUUCCGAGAGGCAAAGAAGCAGCUGGGCGAAAUCCUUUCUGCCUUUGAGCUGAUGGAUUCUCGGACGCAGCAGAUUGUGCACAAGAUCAAGGGCGAGGAGCGGCCGCUAGAGGGCGAGCACCCCUUCUACUGUCUUAUCGAGACCAGCGGCUCCAACGGCGACCAUGACUACGAGAAGCUAGAAAAGUUCCUCGAGGACGUGCUUACCAAGGAAAUCGUCGUCGAUGGCGUCGUCGCGCAAGGCGAGGGGCAGGCCAAGGCGCUGUGGAGCUGGCGCGAGAGCAUCACCGAGUGCAUUGGCCACGGCGGCGGGGUCUACAAGUAUGAUGUCUCGAUCCCGCUGGCCGAGAUGUACUCGCUUGUCGAGGAUGUCAAGACGCGCAUGGGGGAGGCUGGCCUAAUCGGCGAUACCGAGGAGUACCCGGUAAGCGCAGUGGUGGGCUACGGCCAUAUGGGUGACUCCAACCUGCACCUCAAUGUGGCCGUAAGACGGUAUGACGCCAAGGUCGAGGAGGCUCUGGAGCCCUUUGUGUACGAAUGGAUUGAGAAGCGUAAUGGUAGCAUCAGCGCCGAGCAUGGUCUGGGGCUGGCCAAGAAGAAGUACGUGCAGUACAGCCGGAACGAGACUGUGAUUGGCUUGAUGAAGCAGAUUAAGAAGCUCUAUGAUCCGGUAAGCCCACCCAUCUCAGUUGUCGUUUGUCGCUUGUUUCUUACCCUUGCGCCUUGCCACACACACUUACGCGCGCGCGCGCAUACACGGACUCGCCCACAUACCUUUAAGCUCACAGACGCACACACACACACUCACACACUCACAAAUAUAUAUAUACAUACAUCAAUAUAUAUACAUAUACAUAUAUAUAUAUAUACUUACGCGUGCGCCAAGAUAGACAUCAUGGUUGGUGUUCCUGGCAAGUAUAAGGGGUGUGAGACCUGCCGCAGGCGUCGAGUCAAGUGCAGCAAUGAGCGUCCAUUUUGCCAGAACUGCAUUAGCAGCGGCAGAACUUGCGAGGGCUACGAGAGAGAACGAGUCUUUAUCACUGGCACACCAGAGACCAAAGGCCGUGUAGCUUCGCAUCCAAAGAAGACGACACCUUCCAAGAAGCCAAAAGCCAGCCCUAGCCCGAGUGUCAAGGCGGACGAGCCAGAGAGCAGCAGCAGCAGCAUCUUCAGCGGCCCUCAGCUCUUCCAACCCCUGACACCACUUACCUCUGCCUGGGACGACUACGUUCGAUUGACAUCGGGGGCCCAAGGGGGUACCGGAUUUCCAGCUCUCAUCACUGCGCUCCAGACGAAUUUGCAAAGUGUGGCGAGACUCGAGGCGGCUGUCGGUGGUGAAGGCGGCGGUGAUGGGUCGGCCGCGGGACUUUUGAGUGCUAUACAGUUUCCUCCCUACGCGGCGGCUGAAUUGCUGCCGGUGGCGGACGAUGCCUUCGGUAUGAAUGCGCAAUGUUUUGUGCGCCAAAAGGCCACUAAUGCUGAGCAUGACUCGACAGAGAGCUACUGCGCGUUUCUAUUCGAGCACGAUUCGUCCGGUGCAUCAUGGAGGCUCACGGCCGAACAGAUGACUCGGCUUGGUCCGCAUUAUUUCGCCUCCUUUCCAAAUCAUCACUUCUUCGUGAGGGUGUAUCGCCCUGUAGCUGUAGCGCCGGAAUGGACCACGAUACCAUGGGACCAGCAUCCAAAGUCCCCCCUCGACCAGCUGUUUGAUAUCAUACUUCAGCUUCCCGCCAUCUUCGAGCAGAUGGAUCGAAUCAUCCACCUCCAGGCGACACUCGCCCGACGCACACAAGCCCAAGAGCUUCUCCAUCAUUGCCUGGUCGUGGAAGCCCAGUUCCGACAGUGGCUUCAGGAAGCUUACAGAGGAACGGAAGACCAUCCAUACCCAUUCUGGGCUGAGGAGCUAAGGAGCCCUGGCGGCGCCAUUCCUUUCGCAAACGCAUAUGCGUUCAAAGACGGAGUCACUGGCUUGAUGUUCGUCUAUUAUUGGAUGGCCAUGAUCCCAUUCCACCGUUGUAUCGAACAUAUUCACAUGGCCAUCUUCCAACCGGUUGUCGACGCCUAUCCCAACAUGUGGCCAGAACUGCCACCCAGCUUGCAAAUCGACCCAGUGCACUAUCAAGACGGACGAGAGUUGGCUGCCAAUAUCUGCAGAGGACUUGAUUCGGCGCUUGAUUCUACCGUCCAGCCGGACUUGCUCCUGGGGCCGAUGACAGUUGCCAUGGACUUUUACCGAGACGUCAAUGCCGCAUCACAGGAUGGCGUGCUCGAGAUCCUCUGGCUGGACGGCUUCAAGAAGCGACUAUGGGCGAAAGCGCAAGCCGUGACGAGUGUCUUGCAAGCCCAUAAAUGGUCUGAAGUGGCCAAAUUCUAA